GGCAGACGACGUUGACGAAACUGUCACCCCAGAAGAUAAAGAUCCGAGGAUAGACAAGCUUCGACAAAUGUUUUUAGAUGAGUUUGCAGAGAAUAUUGAGAAGGGUCUAUACGAUGACCGCGACGUGAGCCGUGUCAAAUGUGAGGACCAGUAUGUGAGGUGUUUUGUGGAGGACAGAGAUAAGCUGGAGGAUUCCUUGGCUAUGAUGCAUGAGUCCCUGAAAUGGAGGAUGGAAAUAGGAUUAAAUGAUUUAACUGAAGAUAACUUUAACCGAUGGAUGUGGGAUUUAGGGGCUGUUUUCUUUCAUAACACAGAUAAGGAUGGACACAAAAUUUUAUUUGUCAAAGUCAAGGAAUACAGGAAAGAUUUGAAUAUGCUGCCAACAGUGAAGAAGUUUUUUGCUCUCGCCUUAGAACAAGCGUCGCUGGCUGCCCCGGGGGAGAGGAUAGUUCUACUGUUUGAUAUGUUAGAUACAGGAUUUGCAAACCUGGACAUGGAUCUUAUAAAGUACUGCUUAACCUGUUUCAAAUUUUAUUUCCCAGGAUUGUUAGCAUAUAUUCUUGUGUUUGAAAUGCCGUGGAUUUUUAAUGCUGCAUGGAGAGUGAUCAAAACAUGGCUAAAUCAGAAAGCUGUAGAGAAGAUCAAGUUUGUGAACAAACCUGACAUCCAGGAGUACAUCAACAAGGACCAGCUGUUGGAACACAUGGGAGGAACUGACAAGUUCCAGUACUCCUAUGAUCCGACGGUCCAGAAAGGUUUUCUUGAGAACGGAAAGAUUUCGCGCUCAGGGGCCAAAAAGCGGGUGACCUUUGCUGAAAAUACAGUGUACAAAAGCUUCAGUAAUGAUAAUAUCAAAGAAGAAGACUCAAAAUCAAAGUCAACAGCGGUGAACAAAAACUUGAACAUCAACCGUUCAGCCUUACAAUCCAGACGGAUGAACCGUGACGAGAAUUCCUACAUCGGCCGGCUCCUCACAAUCAGCCCUGCUGAAGAGCUACAGUUUUAUGUUGAGGAUGCCAGGGAGAGUACAGAUGUCAUAUCCCUCACCAACUCUCUGCCGUACGCCAUCGCCUUCAAGGUGAAGACCACUUCCCCAGAGAAGUACCGUGUGCGCCCAAGCGCUGGCAUCGUGCGGCCUGGCUCCUGUGUAGAGGUUACAGUCUAUCUACACAAUUCCUACGCCCAGACAAUAUCCCGAGACAAAUUCCUGAUCAUGGCUAUAGAACUGACAGAAGACUACCCGACCAGUGUAUCUGACCUGUGGAAGACAGUGCCCAGGGAAAACAUCAUGGAACACAGAUUGCGAUGUACACAAGUAACAAGGGGUGAUUAUUCGGAACCAACAGUAAGACCAGACAAUUGGGAAAUUAAACAACAGAUUAUAUCAUUAAGACGCCAGUUGGACACCCUAGCAACAUCCCAUGACCGUAUGCUGCGGAACUCCAAGAUCACCCUGGGGCUUCAGAUCCUCACCCUUUUCUUCAUGUUCAUAUUCUUACUGUACCUGCUCCCUGAUGAGGAUCCUAGGCCGCACUGUACCUACUGACCACCUGGAAGGCUGGCGAGGGGUCACUUGGGCUGGUCGCUGGCUGUCCCCACCUAUGCCCUCACUACAAGACAACACAGCCAUACAUUAUUAAACAGUGCUGCAGGAGUGGGAAAUGUUGGAUCGUCAUUGUGAUAUUUGUGUUAUUGCAUAAUUUUGUAAACAUCUUUUGAUAUAAUCUUUCAUGAUUUUUGGACCUCUCAUCUUUUUCUCUCUCUGUAUUAUUGGUUUUCAUCUCUGUGAGAGAAAAACUAUUUUUGUGCCCUUUUUUGUACGACCUUACCUUAUCAUAUAUAUCAUGAUUUUGUUUGUUUUUAAUUUUUUUAAAGUAAACAGGAUAAUGGUAGUGUGAGAUCUUUCAUCAGUGUGCCAGCCUGGUGUAUAUUUUGAGACAUUGUCAGUCUGUUGUUACACAUGUAGAGUGUAGUUAGAUAUAUGGUAAGCUGGGAUGUCGAGCUUAAAACCCUAUGAUAAUUAAGCUGCAUAUGCUGGGAGUUUUCAAAUGUACAAGCACUGGAGAAUUGAGUAUAUGUCUUAUGUAUUGUUGUCAGUUUAUCACUUACUGUAAAUGUUGAUAUGGAGAUAUUUUUUACUGUUGUAGUAUAUCGAAAGGCGUAGACAUGCUAAAUGUGGAAUCCAUGUUAGGAGUUCUGGGGUUAUCACAUUGUAUUUGUGAGUCUUGUUCAUGGUGGAAACAACAGUACUAAAAUAAUCAAACCAUAUGCUGAGGUAGUCAAAGUUGUCAUUGAACAGUGUUCCCUCCAGUGUGAUCAGUCACAGUGCUGUAUUUUGAUAAACUUGAGAUAUUCUUUACGAAUACAUUACACACAUUACGAAUAAUGUCAGUGUAAUUCAAGCAUGUACUAGUUAGUAAAUUAUCAACUUUAAUCUGCUGUUUAGUUGAAAGUCUGGUGUACGGCGAGAAAUUGUGCUUGUGGUGUUUCAGAUGCUUGUUUUGUAUGUACAUGUCAAUAUCUCUGAUGUACCAUUACCUUUGUUAGAAGCUGUGAAUGUUUCUAAUAGCAGCUUUUCCUUUUCCUCAGGUGUGGUUUAUUUUUGAUAAAGUAUUAUGGCAGAAGAUUUCUUGUGCAAUAAGAUUGUAUUUUGUAAUGAACUCUGAUCUCUGUUUGGAACAAGCUGUGUUCAUUGUACGAGGUCAUUUUACAGAGCAUGUCAGGUAAUUAUUAGAUUAAUUGCUGCUGGUACACCUGUACUAUUAUUACAUAAGAGAAUAUACACAGUGUGGGAAGAAACUCUUUAUUGUAGGCAUUAGCUGUAUUUUUGUUGACAUGCACCUACAUUUAGCCUGGUGUAGUGAUAGGAGCAGCUCCAACCUCAACUUGUUUUGUUUCAUAUCAGGUUCAUUUCUCCUCUAAAAUCAUUUAUGUUAACUCAAGUGUUAAAGUGAUAAUUCAACUGCUAAUGGGGAUACAUCACUGGUUGAUAAUGAUGCAUUACUGUCCUGUAUAUUUUGCUCCACAUACCCAUUCAUGGCUCAGGUAAAUUUAUAUGACGGUCACACAUUGAUCGUAUGCCACCCUCCAUACUGGAAGAUGACCCUUUCCAUCUCUGAUUGUCUUGUUGAUACAUGUUUUGUUGAUUACCUCCAUAAAAAUCAUGAAG
This is a messenger RNA of Liolophura sinensis, 3169 nucleotides long. RefSeq names its product motile sperm domain-containing protein 2-like. Gene Ontology annotation, cellular component: endomembrane system; endoplasmic reticulum-endosome membrane contact site. The record is from RefSeq and is a predicted model, not a curated record. Bases 68 to 1546 code for a protein of 492 amino acids. Lineage: Eukaryota; Metazoa; Mollusca; Polyplacophora; Chitonida; Chitonidae. The transcript is spliced from 15 exons.